CUAACUAUAUAUAGUUGUGUUGUCUAUAUAUUGUUGAAGAAGAAGAAGAUAGGUUAUAGGCAUGUACUAGAGCGUAGGAGAUAUAGUGGGCGUAGGUGGGGCUUGCGCCCCUGCCCUGCUAUAACCUUCACCGCACUGACGGCACAUGGCACGUGGUCACAUGGACUGCCCUGGAAUUGUUCAUGUCGAAGGUCAUUGUUCUCUUCAAGACCCCCAACACCAGUGCACCAAUUAUGAAAGAUCCCGACGAUGACAUUCUGGCCAAGAGCCCAAGGGUUGCUUCGCGUGCGCACUGGCUUGCGACGACGCUGGUCCAACGUCUCCGCCAGACGAUUUACACCGGGCUGAUCAUCCGGUGUUCUCACUGUAGAACAAAUCGCAACACGACCCGGUCACGGUUGGUUGCACUGCUACAAUAGAGUCAUGGCUCAAAGCCUCAGUCUGCCUUGCCUUUACAUAUCGAGG
This is a messenger RNA of Canariomyces notabilis, 465 nucleotides long. RefSeq lists its product as uncharacterized. The coding region runs from base 183 to 419 and encodes 78 amino acids. The transcript has a single exon. NCBI's taxonomy places the organism in Eukaryota, Fungi, Ascomycota, Sordariomycetes, Sordariales, Chaetomiaceae. The record is from RefSeq and is a predicted model, not a curated record.